UUCUGAUUCUAGUACUUAGGACCGCUCGGAAGACUUGCUUGCUGGACUGCCUUCGCUUGUGCAUCCCAGGAGGUUGGAACACAGAGAGCCUGUACCAUCUCGCUUCGAAGGGGGAACACCUGAGAAGUCAGCAAAACAGGGGGCCACCUCCCCCCACCCCCUUCCUUUUAGAAACGGAUAAAGGGGGAAAGGAGGCGAGGAGCAGGAAAACGCCCCGCCAGGCUGACGAGCCUCCGCUUCUAAGUUCAGCACCACGGACAGCGCCACCAGCGCCGCCGAUCGCUGAGCGAGGCCGCCUCCCGCUUCCCCGGCAGCAGCCCCUCCGGAGCAGCCCCGGCUCCCGGCCAGGAGCGGAGGGGGGGUGAGCUGGGGGUGUUUCUUUUGCUUUUGCUUUGAAACUAGGCAAGUGCCGAAGAGUUGCAGAGAGGGGGCUCUUUCCCUGGCGAAGAGGAGGAGCCGCCGGAGAAGGCAGAGAAGCCGAAGGAGGGGAGAGGAGGAUUUUCCCAUCCCAGCUCUUUCCAACCCCACCCCCCACCGAGCUCUCCCUCCCUCCCUCCCUCCCUCUCGGUUGCUGGUUAUGCUGCCUCUGCUGCUAGUCGUGGCCACGGCGGCGGCGGCGUUUCCUCUUGCUGGCGAGCGAUGAACGCAGGAGGCGAGAGCGUCUAAGGCAGCUCCUCUGCGGCGCCGGGAGGGUCCCGGUCUCCCGCUCCUUCGCUCUCCUUGAUCCCACUGCGUGGCUGGCUCGCCGGUUGGCGCUGCGUGAGCGCUCCGCGUCGCCGUAUAUAGAGAGAGGCGAGCAGGGAAGCUCCCGGAAGCAGCCAGCCCUCCGCUGUGCGCAAGGAAGGGCUCGCUGCAGCGGUGCCAGCACCGGCAGCGAGAGGCGCUUUCCCUCGCCUCUCCCUUCCUGAUACCCCGCUCGAAACCCCUGUUCCCAUUAGUACCUCGAAGAGGGGGCGCAGGACCACCGGGAAAGGAAAAACGAAGUCCCCGGGACUUGAAUUCGGAGAGACAGAGACAGAGAGACAGAGAGACAGAGAGAGAGAGAUCUACCCCCCGCGAGCAGAGGGCAGAUCCGACGGAGAGGAGGAUCCGACGGCUCUUCUGCACCUGGCGCCUUGGACUAACGAGGAGUCUGGAAGCACAGGAUGGUGGUGGUUCUCCGAGCCGGCUGCCGGGCAGCUCUCUUCCUGUGGAUUUUCAGCAACAUCAGCUGCAGAGCCCGGACAGCUCUGCCGUCCUCCCAAAAAUGUGAGGAGCCCUUGGUCUCAGGCCUGGCCCCCUCCUUCUUCAGCAGCUCGUCAUCGAUGCCGUCUGCAUCCAACAGUUAUGCACCAGGUUUCGCAAAGCUAAACAAACGAGGAGGGGCUGGAGGCUGGUGUCCAUCAGACAGUGAUCAUUACCAGUGGCUGCAAGUGGAUUUUGGCAAUAGGAAGCAGAUCAGCUCUAUUGCUACUCAAGGCAGAUACAGCAGCUCUGACUGGGUGACGCAGUACCGGAUGCUUUAUAGUGAUACCGGGAGAAAUUGGAAGCCAUAUCACCAAGACGGAAAUGUCUGGGCAUUUCCUGGAAAUUUAAAUUCUGACAGUGUGGUCCGGCAUGAUUUACAGCAUCCAGUUAUCGCCCGCUAUGUACGGAUACUUCCAUUGGACUGGAGUGGAGAGGGUCAAAUUGGCCUGAGGAUUGAAGUCUAUGGUUGUCCUUACUGGGCUGAUGUUAUCAAUUUUGAUGGCCACGUUGUAUUACCGUACAGAUUUGGUCACAAGAAGAAAACACUGAAAACGUUGAAAGAUGUGAUCGCUUUGAAAUUUAAAACCUCUGAAAGUGAAGGUGUAAUCUUCCAUGGGGAAGGCCAGCAAGGAGACUAUAUCACCUUGGAACUCAAAAAAGCCAAACUGGUGCUUAAUUUAAAUUUAGGUAGCAACCAAUAUGGGUCAAUUUAUGGCCAUACAUCUGUGACAACAGGUAGCCUCUUGGAUGACCACCACUGGCAUUCUGUAGUGAUAGAGCGCCAUGGGAGGAACAUCAACCUCACGCUUGAUAGGCAUCUGCAGCAUUUCCGGAUCAAUGGGGAAUUUGAUUACCUGGAUUUGGACUAUGAGAUCACAUUUGGCGGCAUGCCAUUUUCUGGGAAACCAAGUUCAAACAGUAGAAAGAAUUUCAAAGGUUGCAUGGAGAGCAUAAUAUAUAAUACCAAUAAUAUCACAGAUAUGGCCAGGAGGAAGAAAUUGGAGCCUUCUAAUGUGGGGAAUUUAAGCUUCUCAUGCGUGGAGCCCCAUACAGUGCCCGUCUUUUUCAAUGCUACCAGUUUCCUGGAAGUGCCUGGUCGUCCAAAUCAGGACAUGUUUUCAGUCAGCUUUCAAUUUCGGACUUGGAAUCCCAAUGGACUUCUGCUGUUCAGCAAUUUUGCUGAAGGACUGGGCACCAUAGAGAUUGACCUAAUAGAAGGCAAAGUCAGUGUCCAUAUCAACGUCACUGGAGUCAAGAAAAGUCAAAUAGACAUAUCUUCAGGGGCCGGACUCAAUGACGGGCAGUGGCAUGAGGUUCGGUUCUUAGCAAAGGAAAAUUUUGCAGUGCUCACCAUAGACGGUGAUGAAGCCUCUUCCGUUCGAAGUAACAGCCCUCUGAAAGUUUUGACAGGAGAGAAAUAUCUGUUUGGAGGUUUUCUCCAGCUCUCAUUCCAAGGCUGCAUGCAGCUUAUUCAUGUUGAUGAUCAGCUGGUGGAUUUGCAUGCAGUGGAACAAGGAAAGCUGGGAAGUUUCGCCAACGUCAGCAUUGAUAUGUGCGCCAUUAUUGAUCGGUGUGUGCCCAAUCACUGUGAGCACGGAGGCAAGUGCACCCAGACAUGGGACAGCUUCUCUUGCAACUGUGAUGCAACCCGAUACAGUGGAGCCACGUGCCAUAACUCUAAUUAUGAACUCUCUUGUGAAGCAUAUAAACACUUGGGCAAACCAACAGGCUUCUACUGGAUAGAUCCAGAUGGCAGCGGCGCAUUGGGACCCUUGAAAGUGCACUGCAAUAUGACAGAGGACAAAGUGUGGACGACUGUGAAUCAUGAUUUGCAGGAACAUUCCCCGGUGGUGAGCAAGAGGCCGGAGAAGCACGCUUUGCUGCAGCUGAAUUACAGUGCCACCAUGGAUCAGAUCUCCGCCAUCACAAGCAGCGCUGAGUAUUGUGAGCAGUUCAUUUCCUACACCUGCAAAAUGUCAAGGCUGCUGAACACCCCAGAGGGCAGUCCGUAUACCUGGUGGUUUGGACGUGCCAAUGAAAAACACUACUAUUGGGGAGGCUCUGGACCAGGCAUUCAGAAGUGUGCGUGUGGCAUUGAACGGAACUGCACUGAUUCCAAAUACCACUGCAACUGUGAUGCUGAUUCAAAAAAAGAGAGAAAAGAUGCUGGCCUCCUAUCUUACAAAGACCACCUGCCUGUCAGUCAAGUAAUGGUUGGAGAUAUCGACCGGCCUGGCUCAGAAGCCAAGUUGACUGUGGGGCCCCUGAGAUGUCACGGAGACCAGAAUUAUUGGAAUGCAGCCUCAUUCAUUACUCCAUCUUCAUAUCUCCACUUCUCCACCUUCCAAGGGGAAACUAGUGCUGACAUUUCUUUCUACUUCAAAACAUCAGCAGCUGAUGGAGUGUUUCUUGAGAAUCUGGGGAAUACAGACUUCAUCAAACUUGAGCUGAAAUCUGCAACAGAUGUCUCCUUUUCGUUUGAUGUUGGAAAUGGCCCUGUGGAGAUCCAUGUGAGGUCACCUAGUCCACUCAAUGAUGACCAGUGGCAUUGGGUCACUGCGGAGCGGAAUGUCAAGGAGGCCAGCCUGCAGGUGGACCAGCUCCCCAAAGAGACCCGGAAGGCCCCCACGGAAGGACACACCCGCCUGGAGCUCUACAGCCAGCUCUAUAUUGGUGCCGCAGGAGGACAGAAGGGGUUUCUGGGCUGCAUUCGCUCUUUAAGAAUGAACGGUUUGACUCUGGAUUUAGAAGAGAGAGCCAAAGUCACCCCUGGUGUGAAACCUGGGUGCUCAGGCCAUUGCACCAGCUUUGGGAUGUACUGCAAGAAUGGUGGCAAAUGUGUUGAAAAAUACCAUGGCUACUCGUGUGAUUGCUCUGGGACAGCAUACGACGGCCCAUACUGCAAAAAAGACGUGGGCGCUUUUUUUGAAGAGGGAAUGUGGCUCCGGUAUAAUUUUUCAUCUGUGGGGAAUAACGUGAAGGACUUAGGUAGCAGAACUCUCUUGAGCUCAAAGGAAACAGAGAACGUUGUGUCAGACCAGAGCCUGAAGAAAGAAGAGCUGAGCUUUAGCUUCAGCACUAACAAAGCCCCCUGUAUCCUCCUGUAUGUCAGUUCUUACUCCCAGGACUACAUGGCUGUGCUGGUGAAUCCCUCCGGAAACUUGCAGAUUCGAUACAACCUUGGAAGCACUAAAGAGCCGUAUAAUAUUAAUGUAGAUCACAGGAACGUGUCAAAUGGACAACCACACAGCGUUAACAUAACACGGCAAGGAAGGUUUAUCAGUCUCCAGCUGGACCUCUACCCUGCCGUCACCUACACCCUGCCAGCAGCAUCAAGCCUCCAGUUCCACUCACUGAAGUCACUUUUCCUAGGAAAAGUAAUAGAACUUGGAAAAAUUGACCAAGAGAUCCGAAAAUACAAUACCCCGGGAUUCUCUGGCUGCCUGUCCAGAGUCCAGUUCAACCAGAUUGCCCCACUCAAGGCUGCCUUGAGAGCCACAAACAUCUCCUCUCGCAUCCACACAGAAGGAGAACUUGUGGAAUCCAACUGUGGUGCGAACCCACAAACCAUCCAACCAAUGUCUUCUGCAACGGAUCCGUGGCAUUCUGAUUCAGGUGCUGAUCUUCCUUACAAUGGUCAAGUGAUUGGAGGUGGGGUUAACAGGAAUUCAGCUAUUAUUGGAGGUGUCAUUGCCGUUGUGAUCUUCACCAUCCUCUGCACCCUGGUCUUCCUCAUUCGCUACAUGUUCCGCCACAAGGGAACUUACCACACCAACGAAGCCAAGGGGGCAGAAUCUGCAGAGAGCGCUGACGCAGCCAUUAUGAGCAACGACCCCAAUUUUACUGAGACCAUUGACGAGAGCAAAAAGGAGUGGCUGAUCUGAAACUGGAAGCAGAAAGAAAAGCCGAUGGCUUGGGGAAAGGGGGAGGGAAGACUUUUACAGCAAGAAGAAAAGAGCUCUCUUGCAGACUCUUGAACAAAUCUAGUUUUUAAAAAAGAUCAGCACAACCGGAGGAGCAACCGUUAGGACUGGAACUGCCACAGCAUUUCAGAAAAGGCCUUUUUAAUAUUGGUUUACUGUGAAUUUGCCCUUCUUGUAUCCAUCUAAACUAAGAGUAUAAUUUAAGAGGUUCACACUUUUCAGUCACCACCUGUCUUCUUUGUCUGUGGCUGGAGGUGUUCAGAAAUACCUGUGGAAACAGGGACCACUUUUCUAUAUUUUUUUUUAGAAGCCCUUUAGAAUGUAAAUACUUCUCUCCUGAGAACAGCAAAGCAAUCCUAAAGCCUGAGACCGUUCUUCUCUAGCAUUCUUGCAUAGAUAAUUUCCUAGAAAGGAUGUUGUACUCACAUACAGUGUCAAUGAUUGUUAUUUUAAUGCAUGGUUUAACGUUUCCACUUUGGUGAAUCUACACUAUAGAUUUAAAAUGGUUUAACAGUCACCUCCUCUCCCAGAGAAUUCAGGGAACUGUGGGGAAGGCUAGGAAUUUCUCAGUGUCCCAUCUGAUGCUACCUUGUAUGGGAGCUGCUGCACCAUGGCUCAGUCAUAUCAAAUGCUUGAGGAAUCAAUAUCGCAGUUCCUUCCCUCCCCCAAUGGCUCCAGUUCCUGGGAGGGCUGAUUCUGGCAUCUUAAGGGGUGGGUUCCAGUAUUACUGCCUGAUGCAGGACAGGACCGUGCUGCAAUGGCUCCCACAAGUUUAAGUUUAGCCCUAGCAGAUAAUUUUAGCUUCCUCACUAAAGUACAGUUUUCUGGAUUCUUCGGGGGAGGGUAGAGAGAACAUGAUUGUUGAAAAAGAUUAAAGCUGGUACACAUUUGUAGUGUAGAUCUGCCUGCAGAGAGCAAGAAACCUGGAGCAUAGGAAGCACCUGAGAGAAAACCACAUUUGCCUGUUUCAGUUGCCUGCCAUCUGUGCCAGCACCUUCAAAUCUCUGUCUGCUAAGGGCACAUAAUGAUGAUUGUGUAAAAGUACGUAACAAUAAUGUUUAAAAACUCCUCAUAUUAUCAUCCUUGUAGUUGUCAGAGAGGAGUAUCAUAAGGCACAGGAAUCCUUAGUUAAUUUCUUGCUGAGAUCUGAAGAAAGACCUUUCCAUUUGACUCUGCUGACCUGAAGUCCUCGUGCCACAUCUGUUCCACCUGUGACAUAUUGAUGCUAUACGUAUGUAGACAUAAGCAUUGCAGUAGGGAAUUAGAACCAGAUUUUAGACUUUUUUGCUUCUGUUUCUUAUAUAUAGGCUGCUGCAGAAGUACUGAUCUUGGAGAUUUCAUGUAAAACACAACAUACUGCUGAAUUCUUCUCUUCUCCUUUACAAUUUCCCAAUGGAACACUGUUCUGAAGGAUAUCUGUGAAGCAGUUUUCUCCCAAGAUGAGAGGCAGAAAUUAAGAGAUCAAAUAGUCCUGUGUGCAGAAAGAGCUGCAGAAUUGCACAGUCCUAGAGCAUGCCUUUUCUUUAAAGGUCUUUCUUAUUAUCUCUGUUCAGCCAAUUGGAAGGCAGCUAAGGCAAAAGUCAGUUCUUCAGGGACAUGGGUCAUAUA
This is a messenger RNA of Podarcis raffonei (Aeolian wall lizard), 6758 nucleotides long. RefSeq names its product contactin associated protein 2 (gene CNTNAP2). The record is from RefSeq and is a predicted model, not a curated record. The transcript has 24 exons. NCBI's taxonomy places the organism in Eukaryota, Metazoa, Chordata, Lepidosauria, Squamata, Lacertidae. The coding region runs from base 1146 to 5111 and encodes 1321 amino acids.